CCGGCCAUCUAUCGGGAGAAUUAUUAGAAAAAAGUGGGGUCGGUCGAUGUGACUAGUGAGAUUCUGAGACAUGCAGUUUUCGCAGGAAAUUGUACCAUACCAAUAAAUCAAAACAGCAACGACAGACAAGUGUUGAAUUGAAAAUGUUUCUAGUUGGUAUCACAGGGGGUAUUGCCAGUGGAAAAUCUACAACUGCAAAUAUUUUCAAGCAUAACCAGAUUCCAGUAAUUGAUGCAGAUGUCUUUGCACGUCUUAUUGUACAACCUGGACAGCAGGCUUGGAAGGAAAUUUAUGAUGCUUUUGGAAAUGAAGUUUUUUUUGAGGAUGGUCAGUUAAACAGAGAGGCACUGGGCAAAAUUAUUUUUUCUGAUAUCAACAGAAGAAAGGUUCUAAACAAAAUCACUCACCCUAAAAUCCAGAGAUUGAUGUUUUGGGAUGUUCUGAAAUAUUUCAAAAAUGGUCACAAAUUUGUUGCGCUUGACAUACCACUUCUGUUUGAAACUGGGACAUUACUGCCAUUUCUUCAUAAGAUCAUAACAGUAUCUUGUGACCAAAAAAUCCAGAUGGAAAGAUUAAUGAAAAGGAAUGGUUAUAAUGAAGAAGAGGCUAAGCAAAGAAUUGUCUCACAGAUGCCACUUUCCGAAAAAUGCUAUAGAUCACAUUUUGUGAUCGACAAUUCGGCCACUACUGACGAGACUAGAAAGCAAGUGGAAAAAAUUGUGUCUCACCUUCAGGCUUCUAAGCAUCACAUUCAAGUUCGAAUUUAUUUGGGAAUCUGCUUAACCAUAUUUUGUGGUCUAUGUGGCCUAUUUUCUUUCUUGGGGUACAAACUGUUCACCUACAGAUCAUAGUAUAUUGUAGAACAAAUUGAAUUAAAACUCUAUAACAAUAUUUACUGAAAAGCUAUUUCUUAAUGCGUUCCAUUUCUGUAUUGCUAGCGAUUUCCAUAAAAAAGGGGAAAAAUAUACAGCAAGUUCAGAAUUUUAA
Molecule: messenger RNA, 987 nt
Organism: Daphnia magna
Lineage: Eukaryota; Metazoa; Arthropoda; Branchiopoda; Diplostraca; Daphniidae
Product: dephospho-CoA kinase
Exons: 5
Coding region: 144-851 (235 amino acids)
Biological process (GO): coenzyme A biosynthetic process
Molecular function (GO): ATP binding; dephospho-CoA kinase activity
Source: RefSeq, a predicted model, not a curated record